UGUUCAUUUCUGUCAAACACGUUUGUCAAGUGGGGCCGGCUGCCUAUAUAAUUUUAUGUCUAAAAAUUAGAAGAAUCAGUAAAAUAAAGUCUUGAAAAUACAUAAUCAGGGGUUCCUCUGAUUAGUAAAAAUAUUUAUAAUGAAUUCAUAUGGAUUAUUUAUAUUACUGCUAAGCCUAAUAGCGUUCAGCAAUGCUAACACACUACAGGGCACACUAGACUUGAAAAGACUGCAAUCAAUCUUAGAGGAGAGUUUGAAGAGCAAGGACAUUGCUGCCUUGCACUAUGCUGUCAAAGGACUGAAACUCUUGAAUUUACCAGUACCUGAUCUUUGUGCGGAAGUUGGCGCAUACAAAUAUGAUGUUAAGAAUGUAGAACAAAUUUUCCAUCUAACAAGUCUCUCGGCUCUCACAAGUUGCCAGAACAGUUUGACUCCCGACAUCCUGAUUGGUCCAACUCAAACUCUUGACAAAAAUGAUGCUACACUUGCCGAGAUAUACUAUGCUGUAUAUGCCUUGAAGGCAUUAGGAAAAGGCAGUAUUAUGGACAGAGAGGAUGCUUUAAAAAAUCUCAUUCAGUUAUUGAAAAAAGAUGAUUCUCCUGCUAACUAUGGUUAUGUAUUUGCGCUGUGCGAGCACAUGGGAUGCGCGGCGUGGACGGCGGCGCACGCGGAGGGCUUGCUCCUUGCCGCCGACGAGACCGACUCUAAAGCGCUGCACUUCGACGGCGGACUGCCUACCACUUCGCUGCUGCUGACUACGAUCACCAGGAGUUACAAAAUGCUGAAAAAACCAACCCCGUUGAGCGAAGAGCAAAGGUACAAGUUCGCGGAGUACCUGCUGUCGCGACGCUCGGUAAACUCUGCAAAGGGCGCUGCGCUGCUUCUCGACGCGGCCCUCGCACUCGCUGACGACGAGCCGACACCAAUCAGCAUCGCGAUCAAAGGCAAGAAAUACAUCACAUCAGAAUCGGACUCUAUCGAGUUCGCCAUUACUGAUUUAAUCGGCCGCGCACUCAAGAACCUCAAACCGGAAGAGGUGGUCGCGCAAUCAGGCACGAGAUUGGCCGAUGACGUUGUUGUUCUCUCCAAACAGCCUCUUUCUCAGAAGGCCAAUGAGCCAACAACUUUUGUCCUCAACUUGAAUAAGAUUAAGGCUCAGUAUGGCUUGUACAAGAUCGCGUUGAGCGCUGGAGCUAAGACCACAAAUGUGAAUGUGGCUGUGUUGGGAGAGAUCCAAGUUGGCAGUGUCGAGGUUGGUAUUGGUGAUGUUGAUGGAACCACAAGCCCGAAGAUAACCACUGUCACAUACCCUAAUAAGCUGAGUGAGGUGCUGCAAGCUGAUCAUCUGCAAAAGGUGAGCCUGAAGUUCAGCGUACGCGACAAGUACAAUAAGCCGGUGCUGGUGCAGCAGGCGUUCGUGCGCGUCGGCUCUGCGCAAGCGCCCGACCACGAGACCAUCUUCGUCGCCGAGCCAGACAACACCAAGGCGUAUAAAGUUGAACUGAAUGUAGGGAGCAUUGCAAAGCACUUGAACCACAUGUCGGGCUCGUACUCGCUGACAAUGUACCUGGGCGACAGCGCUGUGUCCAACCCCAUCGCGUGGCCCGUUGGCGAUGUACAAUUCAACUUUGGCAAGGACGCCAACGCACUUGGUGAGGUAUUGUCGAAGCCGCGCAAGUCGUACUCGGGCGCGCUGCCGGAGAUCUCGCACGUGUUCCGGUCGCCGGAGGCGCGGCCGGCGCGGCUGGUGUCGGACGUGUUCGCGUGCGCGUGCGCCGCGCCGCUGUUGCUGCUGCUGGUGCUGUGGGCGCGCCUGCGCAUCAACUUCGCGCAUUUCCCAUUCACUCCCAGCGCGCUUAUAUUCCACUUAGCUCUCGGAGGCUCGUUGGGUCUGUACGCGGUGCUGUGGCUCCAGCUGUCGAUGUUCGAGGCGAUGCGCUACCUGCUGCCGCUCGCGCUCAUCACCUUCCUUUCCGGACACCGCCUGCUGAGGCGCCUAGUGCAGGACAAAACUGCCGCGCGCUAAUUACUGACAAAAACUAUACCCAAUAAUUCUGGCGUCUGAAAUUACCCCGCCACCACACUAUGCCUCCUGUCAUACUUGUAGUUUUAAACUAAUUCUUAUACUUAGUCCCUAUUUUCAGUGUGGCCAGAACCAUUGGGGAUAGUUGUUCUGGUAAUUUUUUAUUUAUUUCAUAAAUAAAAUUUCUCAUAAGGAUAUUCUGUGUUGUGUCACUGUGUGCUAAAACACCAAAUAUGAGAUUUGUGUAAGUAUUGCAAUCUUCAUUCCUUUAUGUUCAACUGAAUGAAUGGAAAUCAAUUUUUCAUUUCAUUAUGCUCGUAUACCCGGGACGCCAAGAUAUCCUAACCAGAAAUGUGAACAGAUUUAAGAAUAAACUUGAUAAUUAUUUUGCUAGGUAGUGAAACCGGAAUCGAUAAUUACAGGAUACAGGCAUAUCAGUUAUAUAAACUGCCUGCCUGAUAACAAAUAAUAAAAGUUACAAUUGUCCAGAGGAUGAAAAAGUGUACAAUAAAAAUAUUAUCUUCCCACACUAUGAAGUAUUACAAGUUUUGAUAGGUUUUUAAGGGAAAAUAGUAAUAUUGCACAAGUCUAUGUUGUUCCAGAGUGUAUGAGCUAGUGGUAUCCAUUGUAAUGUAAUUUUUAAUAAUAAAAUUUGAUUGUUA
This is a messenger RNA of Manduca sexta (tobacco hornworm), 2685 nucleotides long. It is a transcript of the gene OstDelta, whose product is annotated as dolichyl-diphosphooligosaccharide--protein glycosyltransferase subunit 2. Lineage: Eukaryota; Metazoa; Arthropoda; Insecta; Lepidoptera; Sphingidae. Gene Ontology annotation, cellular component: membrane; oligosaccharyltransferase complex. The transcript is spliced from 10 exons. The coding region runs from base 140 to 2026 and encodes 628 amino acids. Gene Ontology annotation, biological process: protein N-linked glycosylation. The record is from RefSeq and is a predicted model, not a curated record.